UGUUGAUGAUGAGUAGCAGCUGAAUCUUGUUCAUGUAGCCUUGACAGAAACGUUACUGUCACAGGUUACUACAUUAGCUUAUAGUAGAAAAUGGUAAACACAAUGAUUUUGUAAAAGAUAGAGCAUGUUCUGCAGUGACAGUCUCUGAAACCCGCAGAAACAGCACAGGACAUGUUUGGUGUCGGAACCAUAUGAGCAUGCUGUCCUCAGUGUAUCGUGGGAUAUGGAGGUUGUCUGUCCACAGUCUUAGGACAAGAGGAACACCAGCUUGCAGAUUACUUUCCACCUGUGAUGGAGUCCCAGAUGGACUGGCUGAUGCAGAAACCAUCUUUGCAUUAUCAUCGGGCCAUGGCAGGUGUGGAGUGGCUGUGGUACGAGCCAGUGGUCCAGCCUCAGCCACAGCUCUGAGGUGUAUGACCGGGCUCACACACAGUCUGCCUCCACGCAAGGCCCUGUUACGCAGCAUCAAAGACCCACAAUCCAAAGAAGUGCUGGACCGUGGACUUGUCCUCUGGUUCCCAGCUCCACACAGUUUCACAGGAGAGGACAGUGUGGAGUUCCACAUCCACGGCGGUCCUGCUGUCAUUACUGCUGUCUUACACGCUCUAGGAAGCGUGCCUGGCAUGAGGCCUGCUGAAGCUGGAGAGUUCACACGGAGGGCCUUUCAAGCAGGGAAGCUGGGUUUAACGGAGGUGGAGGGGCUCGCGGAUCUUAUCCAUGCAGAGACAGAGGCUCAGAGGAGACAGGCUCUCAGGCAGAUGUCAGGAGAGCUGGGACGCCUUUAUCAGGACUGGAGCCACAAACUGAAACGGUGUCUGGCCCAUGUUGAGGCCUUCAUAGACUUCAGUGAGGAUGAGCUCAUAGAGGAUGGGGUCUUAAACAAAGUGGAUAAAUCGGUGUGUGAUCUGCAAGCAGAGAUGGAGCGCCACCUACAGGAUGAGAGGAGGGGCGAGCGGCUACGCAGCGGAGUCCAGGUGGUUAUCGCAGGAGCCACCAAUGCAGGGAAAAGUAGCCUCCUUAACACACUCUGCCAGAGACCUGCAGCCAUUGUGUCUCCCAUUGCUGGCACCACCAGGGACAUAGUAGAGACGGCACUGGACAUCGGUGGAUUCCCUGUCCUGUUGAGUGACACAGCCGGCCUCAGAGAGAGCCCGGACCUGGUGGAGAGGGAGGGGGUCCGCCGUGCUCGGGAAAGAGUGGAACAGGCAGAUCUGAUCCUGGUUAUUGUGGACUGUGCUCAUCUACCUUCUGAUUCAAAGCAAGCUGCACCUUUCCUUCAGGGGUACCUCAGCAGUGUCCUGCCCACUCAGGAGCAGCAUGAGUCAGUAUUUCCUGCAGACAGGGUUCUUUUGGUGCUAAACAAAACUGACCUUUUGCCUGAGGAGCGGAGGCUGAAGCUGGAAAGGGAGCUGAGAAAGGUCUCUGGACUCCCCCCUGUUUGUCAGAUUUCUUGCCUCACUAAUGAGGGACUGAAGGACUUCCUUGCAGUGCUGCACAACAGUGUCAAGACUCUGUGUGGCGACCCUCUGUCUUGUGCCCCUACCCUGACCCAGGCCCGCCACAGGGCCCACCUGCAGCAGUGCUUUGCGGCCCUGGCUCAGUACCAAAGAUAUCGUGACAUUGACCUAGCUUUGGCAGCCGAGGGUGUCCGGUUGGCUCUCACGAGUCUGGGCCGGAUCACUGGACGUGUCGGGGCAGAGGAGAUCCUUGAUAUCAUCUUCAAAGACUUUUGCAUUGGAAAAUAGUCGGUUGAGUAUCAGCAAAAUCAUGAAAUACAAGCCUGCUUGGCUGCUCAGAGAGGAAGGCUGCAUCCGUCAUUAUGCCAUGUAUCGAAGCCCUACAACAGUAAAAAGAAAACAAAUUGUGUUCUUGGCUGCAGGAUCAGUCUGCUCCCAAGACACAGAAAUAUUUGUUUUCUGUUGCUUCUCUUCAGCAGACUGAAAUCAUUUUAACGUGAUGACAGGUGCCUCGGAGGUCCCAUGUGCUGCAAGUGUUUAACAAUGUAACAGCCAAGGUCACAAAAUAAAGCCAGGUGCUGACAUCUGCAAGGUCAU
Anoplopoma fimbria (sablefish) is the source of this 2054-nucleotide messenger RNA. It is a transcript of the gene gtpbp3, whose product is annotated as GTP binding protein 3, mitochondrial. Lineage: Eukaryota; Metazoa; Chordata; Actinopteri; Perciformes; Anoplopomatidae. The transcript is spliced from 11 exons. Gene Ontology annotation, biological process: tRNA wobble uridine modification; tRNA methylation. Gene Ontology annotation, cellular component: cytoplasm; mitochondrion. Gene Ontology annotation, molecular function: GTP binding; GTPase activity; protein binding. The coding region runs from base 192 to 1745 and encodes 517 amino acids. The record is from RefSeq and is a predicted model, not a curated record.